Molecule: messenger RNA, 5433 nt
Organism: Babesia sp. Xinjiang
Lineage: Eukaryota; Apicomplexa; Aconoidasida; Piroplasmida; Babesiidae
Gene: emb-5
Product: Suppressor of Ty 6 -like protein
Exons: 1
Coding region: 1-5433 (1810 amino acids)
Biological process (GO): transcription elongation-coupled chromatin remodeling; positive regulation of transcription elongation by RNA polymerase II; mRNA transcription by RNA polymerase II
Cellular component (GO): transcription elongation factor complex
Molecular function (GO): histone binding; nucleosome binding; DNA binding
Source: RefSeq, a predicted model, not a curated record
AUGGAUGACUCUGUAGAGAACGAGGCUGAAGCCUCUAGCCUCAAACGCCAAAGAACUGCGUCCCCUGAAGUUGAAGGUCGUUCUGAGCGUCAUGAGGCUCUUAAGGCGGCGUUCAAGGCACGCGAUACAAAGGGCCCCUCAAAGGCAGCGCGACCAAUAGCGCACGACAAGGAAAACCGAGCGAAGUACCUCGACACUAUGGCUGAGGAGUCGGAAGAAGAAGAUGUCGCCGUUUCUAGUGGUAAGGAUACCGAAUCCGAAGAGGAUGAUGAGGCGGAGUUGGGAUCAGAGAUUCCGGACGAGAUGAAGGGUUUCAUCGUGGAUAAAGUAGACGAGGAUGAAGUUUCAGUGGAGUCCGAUGCAUCUGAUGUGGAGUAUGAACCCAAUAUACUGGAUGACGAUGAUUUAGCUCUUAUCGCUGAAAACACAGGAGCUAAGUACGACCAGGAGGACGAUGACGACAAUCGCCAUCAACUUCGCCGCUUGAAGAAAGGUUCGGCAUCCACGAAACACCAGGAUGACUUUGACAACUGGUUGGAUGACGAAGAUCUGGACCAAGGGGAUCUUGACCUUUCCGAUAUCUGGGCCACUGUGGCUGAAUGUUUCGGUGACGUGGAUCUGGUGGUCCAAAUAUUGAAGAACGAGCGCGUCGUACAACCACGAGAUGACGAAGCUGGGUCUGAAUAUGAUUCGGAUUCUCAGGAACCGUCAGCACCAGAGGUUACUCUGGAGAGUCUCGCUGACCCUGACGAGCUAGCAAAAGAGUACAUGACUAAGCAGGAUGAGGACAUCCGUGAUGCGGACGAACCCGAGCGGCUCUAUAUACGGUAUAGAAAUCGUCCCCGACGCACAGAAGCACGUGAUAUCCGUGAAGAGGCACAUUGGAUUACACGUCGUCUGCUCGGAGAGUUCCCUGAUGACCUGUCUGUCGAGCGUGUUCGCGGUAUGUACGAGUCAGCAUUCCGCGGUACGUUCCCUGUGCCACAGGUAUCUCCUGCGGAUGAUGCACGGGAAAAGUGUGAGAUGGUUUUGACCUGGCUUUUGAAUGACCGUUGGGAGGUACCAUUCAUUUUGCAUCACAAGCGACACCUUAUAUGCCCACCUUUGAAUGAUGAUAUGGUUUGGCGCAUAUACCACCUUGAUGCGGAGUGGAUCAAGUUGAAGAACGCAGCUGAUCGUAUAAAGGAAACAAUUGACCACAUAGGUUCAGAGUUCUUGCCCAACGAAGUCUUGUACUAUGCGUUAAACUUCAACACCAUAGACGACCUGCAUGAUGUCAAUCUGCAUCUGAGGUAUCAUCAUCGUAAGGCAUUAUAUGAGGAUACUGCAGCCGAUGAAGCUGCAUUGGAAUCGCAGAAGGCGUUGCCGGCUCCCACUGAAGCACCUGAAGGUGAUUUGGAGGCGGAUGAAAACGGUGACACAGAAGAUGAAGACGACGUUUUCGGCGAUUUUACGUUCGGCAACAGCACGGUGCAGAAGGUGGUAGAUCCUCAACAUUUCAGAUCGCCCGACUCAUCUCUGCUUUCGCCGUCCUCACCUUUGGGAUCUCCUGUAGAGACGUUGGAGGUCGAUUCCGAAAAGGUCGGUGUCACACCUGGUCUACAAACUAAUCCGGAAAGCGUUUUCGAUCCUUCCUAUGAAGCUCCCUCAGGUUACAUUGAUCCGUGGAUUGACGACACUGAGGAGGUGUCUGACCGAUCAAUCAAUGGUGAUAUUGACGUAGACGUUACCGUCGCUACAGACACCGCUGAAGAGAGUACCGCUGUCGGUGAUAUGGAAAGUUCACAUGUUGACGAGAGCACCUCAUAUCAUACCGUAAACGGUUUAGCUGGGUAUGAGGCCGAGGCAACCCAUCUGAAUGAGGAUGCGGAUCCCGCUACCGCUGCGGCUUAUGACGAUGAGGAUGAUAUAGACAUGGAAGUUGAAGAAAACCAACGAACAGACCACGUUGCUGUACCUGCGAAUGAUUUGUUGGAAAUGGACGAAUCAGAUCUCAAGGACGAUUUCGAUGGAGAAGAGGAUACAGGUGACCAUCGCAUUAACGAGAUUUCUGCUAAUAUGCGUUCCCUCGAGGUGAAACCUCAAAAGCAGAGUCCCGGUACAAAGAAACGUAACGUUGAUAUGCAUCUCAUAGAUUCGAUUGAAAAAGGCGGUUUCCACGAGUUGUGGCGUGGAUACAUAGCCGAUGCGCAACAGUUUGCUUCGGUGAUUGAGAAGUCGGUGAUUCCUGGUUCUAGUGAGCUUCGCAUCCAAAUGGACCAAGUACGUGCCCAGUGGAAAGAGUUGGGUGCGGUGGGUAUGUUGGAUGCCCCUUCUAUAAUUGAAGGUAGCGAGGAACAGCAGGUGGAGGACAUGUGCGCUCAGUACUGCAAGCCUCCGUAUAAUGGCGGUAAGCGGCUGUAUGCGGCCUUGGUGACUUACCACACGAAGAUGCUGGCCAACAACAUCACUAUACGUCGUCUGAUUCGUGAAUAUUAUCGCAAUUACUGUUGUGUCACGUGCACUACCACCCCAAAGGGAGAGGCGGAGGUAGACGUUGCCGAUCCCACAUGGUUAGCUCGCCGUCUUUAUCGCCUACCUCUACAAGAGUUUUCUAUUUACCGUCAGGUACACUAUCCCUAUCCAAAGUCUGCGUCAACUCGUGAGGAGCGUUACCGCAUUUUGGAAUCACAUCGCCACGAGACGGUUUUACCAGAAAUGUACCUUCGUAUAAUGCAAUUGGAGAAGGAGGGUAUUAUCCAAUGUACAAUACACCCUAUUUGCGCGACCGAGGUACCCACUUGGAGGUCUGAUGACUUUUCCGAUCGUUUUGCUGAAUGGUACGAGCGUUACAAGGUGGUAAGUUACAGCGGCAAUCCUUUGGUAAACGAGAACUAUCGUGCUCGUAUGGGUGAGCAGAAGUCUAUUUUAGAGAAGGAAGAUAUGCUUUUGAAGGAUUCGGAAGAGCGUGACAAACAGUGGCGCCGUAACUUGGUGGACCAGCUUUCGUUGGCAUAUUGCCCGUCUAACGUCCAUACAUAUAGCAUCUGGCGGCACAUACAGAAAGAUAUAUUGAGCCGUUUGAUAAACGUGGAGCUGAUUCCUAAAUUCCGUAUGGAGGUUCGUGAGGAGUUGUGGCGUAACGCACAGAUGUGGGUUCUGCUGCACAGCCAGCGUAUGCUACAGUACAAGAUCGACGUUGCACCUGGUUCUAAAGAGACAUUGCUGGCACUUGCUGUGGAACGAGACACUCAGUAUGUCUAUGCGACAGUGAUUAAUGACUGCGGCGACCUGAAGGAGUACAAGCGUCUUGACCAUCUUGUUGCUAACACGUUUACUUCUCGCAACUCUGUCGCUUCGAAUCCUCAUUUCAAAGAGGUCAUGCACGACAUUGAUGUGCUGUGCGACAUGAUAGGUUUAUUCCGUAUAACUGUGGUUCUGAUAGCGAUGUCCAACAUCCACAGUGUUUUGCUACACCACCGUUUGACGUCGUAUCUGCUCCCUCACAUCAACAAGACGUUGACGUUGAAGAAGAUUGACGUUGAGGUGCCUCGGUUACGCUUAAGUAUGAUGGAUAAGGGCACAAUUAUUGACUUAUGUGUCUCAAUGGCCCGUUGGUACAUCGACCCUGUAUCUGAGACUUUGAACCUCUGGAACCCGAAUGGUUCCAACCUACUUCUGAAGUUGAACCUCCACCCGCUCCAGCACUUGGUUAGCCAGGAAAAGCUUCAAGAGUAUUUGGAAGCAACCUUGGUACAGGUGGUGUGCGAAUUUGGUGUCGACGUAAACCGCAUGAAAAACGCAAAACACCUUGAGUCUACGCUCCAGUUUGUUGCUGGCCUUGGUCCACGCAAGGCUAUGGAUGUGAUACGUUCUUUGAAGGUUGCAGCUAUAGGUACUCGUAGUCAAUUGCGUAUGGGUCAGGGUACUUUACGUGGUUUGGGUGAUGUUGUUUUUUACAACUGUGCUUCUUUUAUAAAGAUAAGUUCUAAUGAGGCUAUGGACAUUUUGGACACCACUCGUCUGCAUCCUAUAGAGUGCUAUUACACUGCUGAGAAGCUGUGUACAGACUCUUUGGAUGACGACCUGAACGGUGAGGAGGCUAUUCAGGAGAUCUUCACCAACCCUCAUAGGCUGGACGACCUUGACCUUGAGGCUUACAGUAGUUUAUUAAUGGAGAAGCGUAACAUGCCACGUAUGCUUCCUUACCUUUUGUUUGUGAAACGCGAGCUGCAGUCACCAUUCCAUGACUACCGUGCAACCCUGCAAGAGUUGCGUGAGGAUCAGGAGUUUUGCCUUGCAUUACAGAUUGACCCCGUGUUGCUUCGUCGCGGCUCACAUGUGAUGUGUCGUCUUGAUGAGGUUUACGAGCAUACAUUGCGUGCUUGUGUUCUUCCUUUUGAGUUGAAAGCGCAUGUUGUUGACUACAAGAGUUUCCGCGACGACGUCUACCGUGUAUCUAAGGAGCAGAAUCGUACAGUUCAACUGCGCGGUACGUGUAUCAGUGCUCGCGUUUCGAAUGUAGAUUACAAACCUAGUUUUGACAAUGGGUUGUGUACUUUCCGUGUUGAGGUAGUGCUCACGGGUCAGCAGCGUCGUUAUCUUUUAUUGGACAUAUUUGAGGAUCUGAAGCGUGUCGUCGGCAUCCGUGAGGAUUGUCUGUCUCCUUUGGUUCAUUUUGAUGUAAACUACUCCAAGAAGCCUAUGCUUAACGAGUACUCUGAGAAGCAUAAGAUUCACUACCGUCGUGUUAUUCGUCACCCUAGUUAUCGCAUGUGGCCUUUGAAUAAGAUCGUAGCGUUUUUGAAGCAGCCUGAGAUUUGUAUUGGUGAAUGUUGUAUAUGUCCUAUGAGUGAGUGGGAUCGUUUGAACUUGGUGAUAAAGACGUGUGCUGACCCCUUCAACUGUGCCACGUUUGUUAUCCACGAGCGCAAUCAGCGUGUUCCUGGUGAGCUUGGUAAGGAGCUUAUAUUGCUUAACCAGAAGUAUAACUCGAUUGACCAGAUCAUAGCGCAAUUUUGCGAAACUCUGAAACUCAACCUUGAGGAGAUUUAUAUGCAUCCUAAGUUUAAGCACUCUACGGAUGUUUCUAAGGCGGAGCGUGAUCUUAUUCAGGAAAGUGCUAUGCGUCCUGAUGGUAUUGCAUGGGCUAUUUUGCCGCCUAACGCUAUGCAGCAGAAGGGUUCACAAGUACGGUACAAUCCUCUUCGGUUCACGUUGUUAGUGUUACCUCCUGGCAUGGAACUUUCGCAUAAUGCUCGGAGCUUACAGGAUUCGAUUUAUGUGGAUCACCGCAGCUUUAAGCUCUGGACUCACCAUGAGAAGUCUCUGGCUGCUUUGAUCAAAUGGUGGAAGCAGGUAGGGUACUGGAGUCGUAAUCGUCAACGUGAGCUUUACAACCAAGAGAAGGUGUCUCUGAUGCGUCAAAAUCAAGCGGACGCAAUGCGUCAAUAA